Messenger RNA from Cajanus cajan (pigeon pea), 1750 nucleotides. It is a transcript of the gene PEX3, whose product is annotated as peroxin 3. NCBI's taxonomy places the organism in Eukaryota, Viridiplantae, Streptophyta, Magnoliopsida, Fabales, Fabaceae. Gene Ontology annotation, molecular function: protein-macromolecule adaptor activity. Gene Ontology annotation, cellular component: peroxisomal membrane. The record is from RefSeq and is a predicted model, not a curated record. Gene Ontology annotation, biological process: protein import into peroxisome membrane.
GUUUGGAGCACUAAAUAGGAGACGCACACCCAUUCCCCUGAUUCGUUUCUGAGAGCUCGAGGCUGAGUUAGCUACCUAGUACUAGUAGCCGCUACCUAGUACCCUCGCCCAAGUUACUUCCUCCUAUUUUUCUUUCUCUCUCUGCGCCCCUAACACCACCCACUUCCUUUUCUGCAUUUUUAUCCUUCAUUCGCCUCUCUAUUCUAUUCCCAUGCUUCUUCCUUCUUAAUCACUCUGAUUUCCAUUGCACCCUCUCCACCCUCGGUUUUCGGCCAACCCAUAGAUUCUCGCAAAAUUUCCCUCUUCCAACUAUCAUCAAAAUGCUUUCCGUUAGGAAUUUGUGGAGGCGGCAUAGGAGGAAGAUUUUCGUCACUGUUGGUGUUUUAGGAAGUGGGUAUCUUUUGUAUAAGCUCUAUGGGGCUCACAGGCAUGGGGUUCAGGAACUUGAAAGAGAACUCGCAGUGCAGAGGGAGUCUGAGGAGCUUAUGAAGGCUCAGAUGCAAGCUCACUUUGAGAAUAUUCAGAGGAUAUCUGAUGUAACAUUGCCUCUUGCUAUGCACGACUUAAGCUGUCGGAUCACAGAAGAGUUGGAUCUUUCUCACCUUCUUGAAAGGCUAAUACAAGGAAAGGGUCAACCAAACGCCUUAACACAAUCAGAGAAACUAGAUUUAUGGAGUAGACUCAAAAUUCUAAGUUUUACAAGAAUGACAUUGUCGGUAUGGACUACAACAAUGCUUAACUUAUACACAAAAGUUCAAGUCAAUAUACUAGGAAGGCAUCUAUACAUCGAUACAGCACGAAGCCUCGGAAUCUCUGAUUCAGUGGAAAGUGGAGAUGUGGUUGGUAAGGAAGACCAGAAGAAAUUUUUAGAUAGUGUUGAUUUUCUCUCUCAGCAUGGCAUGCCUGCCUUGAUUACUGAUAUGGAGGCAGCAACAAAUGAGGUUCUCAAAGGAAAGCAGUUGAGUACUUCCUUCAACAGCACAACACUUCAUGAAACUAUCAUGCGGAUACUCAAUACCUUCAUGAGCAAGGGGACUCCAAAUUCUUGGAUAAAGUAUAUGAUUCCUGAAGAUGUUAAAUCAUUUUCCACAUCCUCUGGCAGUGAUGACCAAGUGCCAUCUGAUGUGACUGAAUUUGAACAACUUAUGAUGGAAGCACAGGCAGUAUUAUCAAGUGCUGAAUUUGGAAGCAUUGUAGAGAUGUCUCUGAAAGCAGUGGUGGAUACACUGGUGGAGCUCAUGGGGGCUAAAUUUAGUGGGGGAAGUGUAACAGCGGGUGUGCCGCUGGCCAGAGUGUUGCCGCAAGUUGCACAGAUGUGUCCUUUGCUCCUUGAAGAACCCAGCAAAAAUCAGUUCAUCCAAAUCAUUAAAAAUAUACAGGAGGUUGAACUUUUUUUCACUCUCCUCUAUGCAAAUAUGCCACAUGCGUAGUGAUUAAUAUUUAUGCUUCAAAUGAAAGAAACCAAAAGAGAUUUAAUUUAUUGCAUGAAAGGCACCGGGCAAUGUACAAAAAAUUAGACGAGGUUCAAAAGAGAUAUAGGAGCGAAAUUGUUAGCUUUCAUCUUUUCAAUGUGACAUUUCCCAUUUGUUGUAAUUAGUGAUGCAUAAUGCUCCUCCUUUGGCUCUAACGUGGCGUUUGGAGGAACCAGGUUUUUUUUAGUGCUAUAGCUUGCUUUAUGAUCAGUGCUGUACACAAGGGAAAUGACUUUAUCGUCUCAUUUAUUUACUUUGUUCAUGCAGUGCUUGUCAGA